AUGAACCAUGCCCUGCUGCAAGUCGUCUUCUGCUCCUGGUGUCGACUUUCCUACACAUCUCAAAUUUACCUUGACAAUCAUGUAAGGAGAAGCCACUAUGAGGAUCAUGUGAGAUCGGAGCCCAGAGGAAGCUCCAAUAGUCGGCAAACGUGCUCUGAUACUCUCCAAAUGAACACCAGACGAAAUCGGAAAGAAAUAUGUCGCUCCUCAAAAUGUAGGAAGGGCUUUAUGAAUCUCCAUAAUCUUGGUAAGCACCAGUGUGUCCACACAAGAGAAAAGCCACUUCCCUGCUCACAAUGUGGAAAGAGUUUUACUUACCAGUGUCAUCUCCGACAACAUCAGCGCGUUCACACAAAAGAGAAACCGUAUUGCUGCCCACACUGUGGGAAGAGCUUUAAUCAACAUGGCAACCUUCAAAGACACCAGCGCAUUCAUACAGGAGAGAAGCCGUAUCAGUGUUCACAGUGUGACCGGCGUUUCACUGAUCAGGGCACUCUAAUAAAACACCAACGUAUUCACGGAGGGGAUAAGCCGUAUCAUUGCUCAGAAUGCGGAAAGCAUUUUAGAGAACGGAGUAGUUACAGAAACCACCAACUUAUUCACACGGACGAAAAGCCGUACCAGUGCUUACAGUGUGGAAAAUAUUUUCGACAACGGCGUCAACUCAAAGAGCACCAGCGCGUUCACACAGGAGAGAAACCAUAUCUCUGCUCACACUGUGGAAGUAGUUUCAAUAAAAGCAGUACGCUACAACGACACCAGCGAAUUCACACAGGAGAGAAGCCGUACGUCUGCUCACAGUGCGGGAAGAGCUUUAUUCAACAAAGUGAUCUCCAAAGACACCAGGGCAUUCACACAGGAGAGCAGCUGUAUUACUGCUCAGAGCGUGGUACGAGUUAUUAUCACCAGCGUAUUGGCACAGGAGGGAAAACGUAUCAUUGCUCACAGUGUGGGAAAAAAUUUACACGCCAGACUAAUCUCAAAGAGCACGAACUCAUUCACAAAGGAGAGAAGCAGUUUCACUGCUCUCAUUGUCGGAAGAGUUUUAACACGAAAAGGUCUUUACGAAGACACCAGCGUAUUCACACGGGCGAGAAGCCGUAUCACUGCUCAGAAUGUGGGAAGAGCUUUAAUCAACUGGACGAUCUUCAAAAACACCACCGCAUUCAUACAAGAGAAAAGACGCAUCAGUGCUCGCUCUGCGGGAAGAGUUUUGCUUACCAGAGUAAUCUCAAAACACACCAGCGCAUUCACACAGGAGAGAAGCCGUAUCACUGCUCGCAGUGUGGACAGAGAUUCACUUAUUUCAAGACGUUUAAAAAGCACAAGUGCACCAACGUUGAGCAGUCAGAUUGUGCCACAUGAUCUUCGAAUCUAGAUAGAAGGUUAUUGGUGCAGGCGGGCUGGUUUAAUUGUUUCAGAAACUGCUGACCACUGAAACCCCUCGCAUUUUAAUGUACAACACUGUCUAGUUUGGGGGGGGGAAUGGGAAGAUGCCACCAGUUCUGUUUUUUGAUCUUUAACUCUUGAAUUUUGGCCCACUAUACCCUUGGAUCUUUGUUCUUGGCUGAUAGGAGUGGAAUCCAGUGUGAUCUGUAGCCCAUCUGCCUCAUGGUUUGGGAUGCUUUUCUUCUCACCAUGGUUGUAAAGAGUGGUUAUUCAGUCCCUUCAAUACAUCACAAUUUUGCGAUCGCAGAAAUUAACGCAAAAUCCGCAAUAUUCAGAGCAGCUUGCAAUUUUUCAAAAUUACCAUGGAUUUGGACAAAGACACGUCAUGUGACGUCUUCACUGCUCAUUUAGGCAAAGCCCUCUUCAAUUCAUGUGUGUCAAACAUGAGUACAGCUAAAAGAUCUCAUGUACCAACAAACAUUGUUGCGAAAGGUCGUGCAAAACAAUUUCGUGUAAUUGCAAAUUUCGCCAAUUAUCGCAAAAUCUAGCAUUUUUUGCUGCAACAAUCACAGAAAACCUCCCCAGAAUCUUGUACAAACUUGUUAUUUGACGUAUUCUAGCCUUCUUGUCCACUCAAACCAGUUUGGACGUUCUCCUGUGAUCUCUCUCAUUGACGAGGCGUUUCUGCCUGCCUAACUGCCACAGACUCCUGGGGAUAAAGUGGAUUUGGAGGACCGGGUGCAUUAUGCAGUGCUGAGUUGAGUGUGCUGAUGGCUUUGGGCUAGAAAAUGUUCAGUAAUGUGGAUGUCCAUUCUCUGAUGGUCUGAUAGCGCUUCCCAGAUGGCAGCAUGACAAAGCGGUGGUGGCAGGGUGUGCGGUAUCUUUGAUGCUAGAAGCUUUCCACAGUCAACGGGAACUGUAGGUAUCCUCCAGGCCAUGCAGCUGGGUUUCAGUGAUUCUCUGGCCUAUGAUGAUGACAAAGCCCUUUUUAGCCUUUAGAGCAGUUGCCAUACCACAAUGAAAUCCCUUUGGUCAAGACAUUGCCGAUGGCACAGCAGUAAAAUGUAGUCAAGUAUCGGGUCGCAGAAAAUUCUUGAUGUCCAAUUGGGGUUGUUUGGUUUGGGAACCCAAAAGAUUUGGGAACCCCUGCUCUAGAGACUGUUGUGCAUGAAAAUCCCAGGAGAUCAGCAGUUUCUUAAAUACAAAAUUCAGAUUGUUUUUUGGUGUUUUCUAAAAUGAGAGCACGAUAAUUUAGUGGUUAGCAUGUUCGUCUCACACCUCCAGGGUUGGGGGUUCCAUUCCCGCCACUGCCCUGUGUUUGCCGCGUAUGCAUGUUCUCCCUGUACUUCGGGGGUUCACUCCGGUUUCCUCCCCCAGUCCAAAGACAUGCAUUGUAGGCUGAUUGGCGUGUACAAAGUGUCUGUAGUGUAUGAAUGGUGUGUGAAUGUGUAUGUAAUUGUGCUCUGCAAUGGAUUGGCACCCUGUUCAGGAUGAACCUCGCCUUGUACUCCCUGGGGUAGGCUCCAGGUUCCCCAUGACCCUGUAGGAUAAGCGGUAUAGAAAAUGGAUGGAUGGUUUCUAAAAUACCCUUUCUCAAACCAGCCUGUCUGGCAACCAUCAACCAUGCCAGAUCACAUUUUCCCCCAUUCUCAUGUUUGAUAUGAACAUCAACUGAAGCUCUUGACCUGUAUCUGCAUGAUUUAUGCAUUAUGUCGUUCCCACAUGAUUGGCUGAUUGCAUAAGUGCAUGAAUGAGCAGGUGUACAGGUUUUCCUAAUUGAAGCGGCCAGUGAGCAUAUGUAUAUCUAUAGUCUUUUAUGUUCCUUGAAUAAAGUUGGCUCCCUACUUUAAAAUUACAAAUACUCUCUCUUGGUUCUUCAUUUCAAUCCAACACUAUAUCUGCAUAUAUCAUGAAAAGCAUUCAUAUAUUUAUUCUUCUCCAAGUGACUUAGCCACCAAUCCUGGGGGGUAUUCCAGUCUCACGCAUGGUUACUGAACAAUUGAAUGUACUUUUAUUCUGUAGGAAGUUAUUCCUUCGUAUAUCUUUUAUUUUCUAUGGCCGAACGUUUCUUAUUAUUAUUGUUAUUUUUUUUGCUGCCAGCAGAGGGCAUAGUUCAUUUGCUUUUCAAGCAGUAUUCUCAAAACAAUUGGUUUUAGCAGAUAUAAAAAUGAUUAAUAAGCUUAUAUAAACCGCAAUUGUAAUACCAUCAUGAUCAUGGUAAGAAUAUGAAAUGCAGUUUCUAAAAUAAGUUAAUAGUUUGUUUCUCAGUGAGUUACUAAUACUUUAAAUUCUUUAUGCUCCAGAAAUGAAUUGUGUCCUACUGCAACUUUUCUCCUGCACAUCUCAGUUUUAUCUUGACUGUCUCACAGGAAAAUAUGCAAUUUGUUCAAACAGUGAGGAAACAUGCUCUGGUACUCUUCACACUAACGCCAGUCAUGGACAAAAUCAGAAAGAAAUCCAUCACUGCUCAACAUGGGAGAAGGAUUAUUAUCGCCAUAAUCUCAGUUUUACUUAAAAGAGUCAUUAACACAUAAUUGCGUCUGACUUUCUGCGUAUUAAUAUGAACAUGGUGUCAUUACGGACAGCACCAGCACAUUCACACACAAGAGAAGCCAUGUCACUGCGCACAGUGUUGCAAAAUUGUUAUACACGAGUCUACUUAAAGAUCAUAAUGGCGUGCACACUGGAGAGAAUCCUUUUCACUACUCACAUUUUCAGAGUAGUUUUUCAUAAAGCAUGUACUCUACAGAGACAAUUGCGUCUUCACACAGGAGAGAAGACGUAUCGCUGUUCACAGUUUGGGACGAGCUCUGAUCAACAGAAAGAUCUUUAUAAACACCAUUGCAUUCACACAGGAGAGAAGAUGCAUCAUUGCACACAGUGUGUGAAAGUCAUUAAACAAUGGUGACAUCUUGAAAGACACCAACUCCUUCAUACAUGAGAGAAGCCAUUUCACUGGUUACAAUGGGGGAAGAACAUUGGUUGCCAGCGUCAUCUCAAAACACACCAGCGCCUUCACACAGGAGAGAAGCCACUUCAUUGCUCACAAUGUGAACAGAAACUCACUUUAUUUCCAAACAUUUAAGCGACACAGGUGCACCCCAACAUAGAGCAAUCAGCUUGUGCGACAUGGUCUUCAAAUCUAUAUUCAUGGAUUUUGGCGCCAGGCGGUCUGCUUUGAGUGUACCAACAGUGUACUGUUGAUCUCAUGGAAAUUGCACGUACAAUAGUCUAUAUAAUUUGUUGAAGAUUAAAAAAAAACAACAAAAAAAAACAUAACCUGGGCUUUUAUCAAUCUUCAGCUGUCCAGUUUUGGUGAGCCCUGAAGUAGCCUCAGAUUUCUGAUUGGCUGAUUGCAUGAGCAGGUGUACAAGUUUUUCUAUUAAAGUGGCUAGUUAGUGUAUGCAUAUCUAUAGGAUUUUAUGUUCCUUGAAUAAAGUCCAGAUCCAUUGAGACCCUGAUUAGUAUAAAGUGGUUCGUGAGGAUGGAUGAUUUGGAUGUACGUUUAGUCUAUAGGACGUUUCCAUGUAUUGACCUUGUGUUUAAGCCUAUUGUUUAUUUGCUAUAGCAGCUUAAUAAUGUUAUAAUUUUUUUUUUUACCAGCAGAGGACAGUGUUUUAAAUGCCGUAUUCUCAAAACAAUUGGUUUUUUAUCAGAUAUAAGAAACCUAUUAAUGAAUUUAACAGCAAUUGUAAUACUUUUAUAGACCAUCAUGAUCGUAGUAAAAUUAUGAGGUGCAGUUUCUAAAGUCAUUUAAAGCAGUUUGUUUCUCAGUGAAUUACUAAUACUUUAAAU
Messenger RNA from Ictalurus furcatus (blue catfish), 5184 nucleotides. RefSeq names its product zinc finger protein 883-like. The transcript has a single exon. Lineage: Eukaryota; Metazoa; Chordata; Actinopteri; Siluriformes; Ictaluridae. The record is from RefSeq and is a predicted model, not a curated record. The coding region runs from base 1 to 1365 and encodes 454 amino acids.